AUUUUCUUGGUUCGAUCAGAUCAUUCAUAAAGCCAAUCCAGGCACCUGGUGAUCUGUCCUCGAUCUAUAUCCUUGAUCACCAUUCCGAGUGAAGGAGAUGAAUGGUGAGGUACGGUCAAGAGUAGUUGACCAAGAAGCUGGCUCAACUCCAUCUUCGUUGAGAGAUGGUGAUCACCCGUCGACACAAAGGCUCUUCCCAUGUCUCCCUUACGAAAUUGAUCUCAAUCCUCUACGCAUUGUAAUGGCGGAACUGGUGGGGACAUUCAUUCUAAUGUUCAGUGUGUGUGGGGUCAUAAGCAGUACUCAGUUACCUGGCGGUCAUGUCGGACUGCUAGAGUACGCAGCGACGGCAGGAUUAUCGGUGGUGGUCGUAGUUUACUCCAUCGGACACAUCUCCGGCGCCCAUCUAAACCCUUCCAUCACCAUUGCUUUCGCCGUCUUUGGCGGAUUUCCCUGGUCUCAGGUUCCGUUAUAUAUAACGGCGCAAACGCUGGGUGCAACGGCGGCAACGUUAGUUGGGGUGUCAGUCUACGGAGUAAACGCUGACCUAAUGGCAACAAAACCAGCGUUAAGCUGCGUUUCUGCGUUUUUCGUUGAACUCAUUGCUACGAGCAUCGUCGUCUUUCUCGCCUCCGCAAUGCAUUGUGGUCCUCAUCAAAAUUUGGGUAAUUUGACGGGGUUCGUGAUCGGAACAGUCAUUUCCCUUGGAGUGCUUAUUACCGGACCGAUUUCAGGAGGAUCGAUGAAUCCAGCUCGAUCACUAGGACCGGCGUUGGUGGCAUGGGAUUUUAAGGACAUAUGGGUUUACAUGACGGCUCCGGUGAUCGGAGCCAUCAUCGGAGUUUUAACGUACAGAACAAUCAGUCUCAAAAGCAGACCAUGCCCUUCUCCACAUUCCCCUUCCGUCUCUUCGCUUUUACGCUAAUCACCUCUAAUUACAAAUUAACCUUUUACAAAUAAACAUUUUUACUCUACGUUUUUUAGUGUAGCCCAUUGAGCCUAUAUCGGCCUCUAUUGAGGCUACUAAUAAAUUCUUAUGUUGCAUGGAUAUUCAUAUUUUACGCAUUAUUGAUUGUCUGAAAGUUCUGCUUAAAAACAAAAUACAUAUUAUUGUUAAUUGUUUUGUUUCCCACUAUAAAA
This is a messenger RNA of Thlaspi arvense, 1140 nucleotides long. The record is from the annotation of a GenBank genome assembly. NCBI's taxonomy places the organism in Eukaryota, Viridiplantae, Streptophyta, Magnoliopsida, Brassicales, Brassicaceae.